AUGGCCGGGAUCACCACCAUCGAGGCGGUGAAGCGCAAGAUCCAGGUUCUGCAGCAGCAGGCCGAUGAUGCAGAGGAGAGGGCCAAGCACCUCCAGCGGGAAGUGGAGGGAGAAAGGCGGGCCCGGGAACAGGCUGAGGCUGAGGUGGCCUCCUUGAACCGUAGGAUCCAGCUGGUUGAAGAGGAGCUGGACCGCGCUCAAGAGCACCUGGCCACGGCCCUGCAAAAGCUGGAGGAAGUCGAGAAGGCUGCUGAUGAGAGUGAGAGAGGUAUGAAGGUUAUUGAAAACCGAGCCUUAAAAGAUGAAGAAAAAAUGGAACUCCAGGAAAUCCAACUCAAAGAAGCUAAGCACGUUGCAGAAGAGGCAGAUAGGAAGUAUGAAGAGGUGGCUCGUAAGUUGGUGAUUAUUGAGGAAGACCUGGAACGCACAGAGGAGCGAGCUGAACUGGCAGAGUCCCGUUGCCGAGAGAUGGAUGAGCAGAUCAGACUGAUGGACCAGAACCUGAAGUGUCUGAGUGCUGCUGAAGAAAAGUACUCUCAAAAUGAAGACAAAUAUGAGGAAGAGAUAAAGAUUCUUACUGAUAAACUCAAGGAGGCAGAGACCCCUGCUGAGUUUGCUGAGAGAUCGGUAGCCAAGCUGGAAAAGACAACGGAUGAUUUGGAAGAUAAACUGAAAUGCACCAAAGAGGAGCACCUCUGUACACAAAGGAUGCUGGACCAGACUCUGCUUGACCUGAAUGCGAUGCAGAGCACCCCAGUCCCACCCUGCCGCUGCUCCUCCCUCUGACCCCGACUCCGCUGAGGCCAGCCUGCCCGAAGCUGACCUUUAAACUGAGGGCUGAUCUUUACCUGGAAGGCUGCUUUCACCUUUUGCCACCU
Molecule: messenger RNA, 878 nt
Organism: Hippopotamus amphibius kiboko
Lineage: Eukaryota; Metazoa; Chordata; Mammalia; Artiodactyla; Hippopotamidae
Product: tropomyosin alpha-3 chain-like
Biological process (GO): muscle contraction; actin filament organization
Cellular component (GO): actin filament
Molecular function (GO): actin filament binding
Source: RefSeq, a predicted model, not a curated record